AUGUCCUUCGGUGGUGGUUUCGGGGGCUUUGGCUCCAACAACAACAACAACACCCAGUCCACUGGCUUCGGUGGAUUCGGCUCAAAUAACAAUACUUCAGGCUUCGGCUCCAACACGAACACUGGUUCAAGCAUAUUCGGCGCGAACAACAAUACGGGCAGCACAAUGUUCGGAAGCAACAAUAAUGCCAACUCGAGCUCUCCGUUCGGAGGCGGAGGUGGCUUCGGCACUAAUACCAACACCAACACGGCCUUUGGCUCGAAACCAUUCGGCAGCGCAACGACAGGCGGUGGACUCUUCGGCGGUGGCAGCACUACCGGUACCAGCACCUUUGGAGGCUUCGGGUCAACCAACAACACCACCUCAGCUUUCGGAAGCAACAACACCAACACUGGAGGCGGCCUCUUUGGCCAGAACAAGACGACUGGCUUUGGCACGUCAUCGACUGGCGGUAGCGGACUGUUUGGAGGCGGCAGCACCACUGGCGGCUUUGGAGCGACCAACACCACCGCGACAGGUGGAUUUGGCUCCAAUACUGGUAGUGCUUUCGGUGCAGGCGCUAACCCUCCCGCCAACAAUGGUACCGCCAACACUCCUUUCCAGCCUUUCUCCGAGAAAGAUGGAACGUCCGGCAAUGCACAGUAUCAGACCAUCACGUUCCAGCAGCCAUACCAAAACUACUCUCUCGAAGAGCUACGAGUAGCCGACUACAACCAGGGUCGACGAUACGGUAACGGCAAUGGUCAGGCUGGAGCAUUCGGCCAGAGCACUGGAUUCGGAGGCUUCGGCAGCAACACCAACACCACCACUGGCAGCACGGGUUUCGGUUCGACUAGCAACACCGGCGGCGGUUUGUUUGGCGGCGGUAAUACCAACACUACGUCUGCAUUUGGUUCAAACACAGGGUCGGCCUUUGGCUCAAACAACAACACUGCUGGUGGAGGUCUCUUUGGGCAAAACAAGCCUGCAACCGGUGGGCUGUUUGGCUCUACCAACAACACUUCGACUGGAACAACUAGUGGUCUCUUCGGAGGCGGCUCCACUACUAACACUGCUGGAGGCUUUGGAUCUGGAGGUGGUUUCGGAUCUUCGACGACUGGCGGAGGUCUGUUUGGCCAAAAUAAGCCUGCAACUGGCGGCGGUCUGUUUGGUGGCGGCAGCACCACCAACACCACCUCGACUCCCUUUGGUGGCGGCUCCACAAACACCGGCAGUGCUUUCGGUCAAUCGAACACUGGCGGCAGCGGACUGUUUGGCCAGUCCAACAACCAGGCCUCUACCACUUCGGCGUUUGGUGCCAACAACACUUCCACAAACACUGGUGGUGGAUUGUUUGGCGGCGGCGCUACUGGUGGCGCAUUCGGGCAGAACAACCAGGCUUCUACGUCAAACACGACUUCUGGUGGUCUUUUUGGUGGUGGUGGGUUCGGUCAGAACAACCAGCAAAACCAGCAAAAACCGGGCGGUCUUUUCGGUGGCGCAAGCACUGGCACCACAGGAGGCGGUCUCUUUGGUGGCCAGACAAACCAGAGUCAGCCUUCAAGCGGCGGCCUGUUUGGAAACUCUACUGCAAACAACAAUAGCACUGGAGGUGGACUGUUCGGCCAAAAGCCUGCAACCGGCGGUACUUCUUUGUUCGGAGGCGGCAAUGCCUCCACCACAGGCACGUCUGGAGGUUUGUUCGGAAAUCUAGGUACACAGAACAACCAGCAAAACACUGGUGGUUCAAGUCUCUUUGGUGGUCAGAACAACCAACAAAAGCCUGGCGGUCUGUUUGGCGGCUCCACAACCAACACAAACACUGGAGGUGGCCUGUUUGGCGGUGGUCUCGGCCAGUCGAACAACAACCAACAGUCAACACUGGGAGGCUCCCUUUUCUCUAGCCAAAACCAACAACCGCAGCAACAACAGCAAAACGGCAACAGCUUGUUUGGUGCCUCUGGAAGUUCUCUGUUGAACACCUCGAUGAACACCAACCCUUACGGAAACGACGCCUUGUUCGCUGGGCUGGGAACACCCAGUCAGAGCCCUGGUCCGCUUGCCACUCCGCUUUCUAGCAGCCAAAAGAACAAGAAGAAUGCCAUCUUGCCCCAGCAUAAGCUCAACCCGGCUGCUUCCACUCGCCUUCUCACCCCGCAAGCCAAGAGGGCCGGCUAUGGAUUCAGCUACUCGUCCUAUGGUGCCCCAGCUAGCGGCGCAUCAAGCUCGACCACCACUUCAGGCUUGGGUGGAAGUCUUUUUGCCAAUGGCGGCCUUUCCCGGUCACUGGGAAAGAGUAUUUCCUCCAGCAGCCUGCGCAACAACUUCACUGCCGACACUAGCAUUUUGUCUCCCGGUGCCUUUUCUACUACUGGACGUAACUUUGGAAACGGAGGCCUGAAGCGACUGAACAUCAACCGCAACAUCAACGCUGCCCGAACUCCACUGUUCGAUGAACCUUCCCAGAAGCGCGUCAGUUUUGCUGCAGGUGAAGGUGUAAACGGCAACACAAACGGAGAGACUGCGUUGAUUGUAAAACAAGACGAGGAAGAAGGCUCACCCAAGGCUGCUAGUCAUGACGGAGGCAGCGACAGCUCUCGCCCAGAAAUGCAGCAGGUCAACGGCACAGAGCUUGCCCGUGUCUCUGAAGACCACGCGCUUACGCCCAAGUCGUCAUCGUCGGUCAACAUCCAGCCUGGUCAGGACCCCAAGCCAGGCGAGUAUUGGUGCAGCCCUUCCAUGGACCAACUGAAGAAGAUGAGCAAGCAGGAGCUCAAGAGCGUUCCCAACUUUAUUGUAGGCCGCCAGCACAUUGGCCAGAUCAAGUUCAACCACGGCGAGCCUGUCGAUCUGUCUGAAGUUGAUCUCGACAAGCUGUUUGGCGACAUUGUCCAGCUGAACGCGCGCAAUGCCACUGUCUAUGGAGAGACCUGCACUUGCCUACCCAAGCCACCACUUGGUACCGCUCUGAACAGGCCCUCUGAGAUUGUUCUCGGCAACUCCUGGCCACGCAACAGGGCUGGCAAGAAGGACGUCAAGCACCUGGAGCGGCUGAAGCGAGUCGCCGGCACGACUUUUGUCAAGUACAACCAGGCCACUGGUGAAUGGACUUUCACCGUUCCUCAUUUCUCCUCUUACGGUCUGGAUUACGACGAUUACAGCGAUGAUGAGGAUGAUGACAUGUCGAGUGAGCUCAGUGAUGUUCCCGAUACGCCAAUGGAUCAACAGCAUCGCUCUAGCCAGAUGACUAGCACACCACAAGACGACUCAUCAUUUGCUAGUCCCACGCAGUCCAGCCCCGAUGACACCUUUGAUUUCAAGAAGGGCAUGCGCGGGCGCACCACUGUGCCAGGCGGGUUUGGAGAUGAUUCGAUGUAUGACGAUGAUGAAGAGAUGCAAGGCACCCGAGGCCAGUCUUUUUUAGGGGGGCGCUCCGUGGGUUCGCUUGAUGGACAGCAGGAUGCUGACUAUUCUGAAGAGAGCGAAUCGGAAUUGGCGCAUGAACAGAGCAUGGCGGAUUCUGUUUCGAGCCCAAUUCGCACCACGGAGCAAACCAACGCCAAAGAAGAUGUUUCCAGGGGCUCCCUGAUGCCCAAGUCCAUUCUCAAGGCUGGCCAAAUCCUCAAGCCAUCCACAGGUACACCCUCGAAAGCGCAACCAAUUUUCGACGACGACUGGGCCAAUCAACUUCAACGCACGAUUAGUCCUAAGAAGCAGGAUCGACAGGCCCUUCGCGAAAGCCAGGGACAUGCUUUGCGGGAACAGGAGCUCCAGCCUACCAAACUCUCACAGUCCUUUGGCGCCCGCCAGAUGACUACUGCUCUGGAUCUCAUGGAGUCUCUUUUCGGAGAGACGGAAAAGCAACAUUUCCCCAAGCGUGGUGGACACGGUAUCGAGUUACCCUAUUCCAAGCGCCCAAAGACAGAGUCCGAUCUCGACCAACUUACCGACACCGACAAGAACUUCCACAGCUGCAGCAAACCCCACUUUAGCGAAGCAAACAUCUUGAUUUACGGCAACAAAGGCCACGCACACCUCGAGGGCGGCGUCUUUCCUACUGCUCAAGAACCACUCAUUGGUGCCACAAAGGACAUCCGGUUUGCGAAGAUGCCUACGUUUGACGAUUCUGCGCCUGAGACUCUGGCUCUCCAGAAAAAACACACCAGGAUCUAUACGCCAGAUGGCAUUCCGUCUGCCAAGCUGUUGACCGACCCAGCUCCUGUGGAAUUCUCCAGCAUGGCAAAAGCUGUUUCGCUCGAUACUACCGCAGGCGUUCAAGAACAGCAGGCUUGGCAGUUGCUUUCGCUAUUGUUCGACGACGCAGAUCGAGUACCUGCAGGGAUACCAGUAGAGCAUAUGAAGGUGUAUCGAAAAGAGAAGCUUUCAGAGUUCUGGAAGUUGCUGGUCUGGGACGACGCACAAAAGCAUGCCCAGCAAGCUGCAACCCCCGAGGAGCGUGCUCUUGCGCAGCUGAGUUGCAACAACGUCGCCGAUGCAUGCCAUACUUUGCUGGACGGUCUUGAUCUCCGACUGGCUACAAUGGUUGCUCAGAUUGGAGGUGAUGAAACGAUGCGGCAGAGCAUGGCUGCUCAAAUCGAAGAGUGGCGUCGUCUCGAUACCCUUGCGGAAAUGGAGGAUGCACAUCGCGCACUGUACGAGCUCCUUGCUGGUAACUGCACCCAGUCAGAGGGCAAGACCGGAGCAGGCAGUGAAAAUCGUGCUGCUACCUUCAACAUCUCCAGCCGGUUUGGACUCGAUUGGCGACGGGCUUUCGGAUUGCGUUUGUGGUAUGGCACGCUAACUAAUGAGCCCAUUGAGAUGGCCGUAGCACAAUUUGCGGACGCCGUCAGAGAUGGCAGGGAAGAUGUCAAGCCAGUACCUUGGUUCGUAAAGGAAAAGACCGACAUGGGCUGGAAAGACCCUGCUGCUGAGCACCGAGAAGAUCUUCUUUGGGGCAUCUUGAAACUCUACGCCUCCGCAAAGAUGGAUCUUGCUGCCAACAUUGAGAAUGUUCUUGCUCCUGAGAACGUUUCUGGCAACCCUUUCAAUGCCCGGCUCUCGUUCCAGCUGUUCCAGCUCUUCAGGUCCCGACAGGAAGACGCCAGCGAGGCAGAUGAGCGUAAGGUGGCCAUGCCUACGGUCCGUGCAGAUGGCGGCGACGGAUUCGGUCGCUCGUUGCAAUCAUGGACUGCUCCAGGAGCCCGUGAUGACGUCCAAGCAGCGGAUCCGAUUGUCGAGCUGAAUGAUAAGAUCACGCUCACAUAUGCAGCCUCGCUACACACACCGGAGCAUUGGACAACUGCCAUCUGGGUUUACUCCCACUUGUCUUCUGCGCCGAUGCGCGAGCAUUACAUACGCGCUCUGGUCAAUCAGUUCUCUGGAUCAUUUACUUUGGAGGACGGCGACACCAUUUAUGCUCAUCUUACAGCCGAUCUUCACGUUCCUUCCACAUGGCUCCAUUCGGCUGCUGCUCUGCAUGCAAAGUCGAGCGGCGAUGCUCUUCGCGAAGCAACGCAUCUCAUCAAGGCCGACGAGUUGGAAGAGGCACACGAGGUGCUCUGCCGGAAGGUUGGGCCAGAGGCCAUCAUCUCGCGCGACUACGAUGCAUUGCGUGAACUCAUGGCUGGAUUCGUCGCAGAGUCCAACGUUCCUCUUCCGCGGGAGCCAGUUCAAGGCUGGGCUCAGGGUGGCCAGAUAUACUUUGACUACCUUGAGCUGAUUGACUUGACCGGCCAACGCUCAGCAUACCGCGUGGACGAGGAGCUCGAAAGCCGAGUCGAAGAGCUGCUCACCAAGCUUCAGCGCGCGCUCGAGAUUGCCGGACGCGACCGACUAGGCGCAUGUGGCCUGGAAGAGCGCGUCGCUCUCAUGGACAUUGCCGGCACCGUCGCCAACCUCGUCACAAAGACACAACAGCGUACAAAUCGCAACUCGAUUCUCAAGCUCCCCCUCACCGAGGAUCUCUGGCUCAAACACUCCAUCGACCUCAGCACAAGUUACUACCGCAAUCUCUUGCUCACCAGCCGGUAG
Messenger RNA from Exserohilum turcica Et28A, 6009 nucleotides. RefSeq lists its product as uncharacterized. Gene Ontology annotation, cellular component: nuclear pore; nuclear pore cytoplasmic filaments. The record is from RefSeq and is a predicted model, not a curated record. Gene Ontology annotation, molecular function: structural constituent of nuclear pore. The transcript has 6 exons. Gene Ontology annotation, biological process: RNA export from nucleus; post-transcriptional tethering of RNA polymerase II gene DNA at nuclear periphery; protein import into nucleus. Bases 1 to 6009 code for a protein of 2002 amino acids. NCBI's taxonomy places the organism in Eukaryota, Fungi, Ascomycota, Dothideomycetes, Pleosporales, Pleosporaceae.